Messenger RNA from Xiphophorus maculatus (southern platyfish), 4209 nucleotides. RefSeq names its product transmembrane 9 superfamily member 4 (gene tm9sf4). The coding region runs from base 44 to 1978 and encodes 644 amino acids. NCBI's taxonomy places the organism in Eukaryota, Metazoa, Chordata, Actinopteri, Cyprinodontiformes, Poeciliidae. The record is from RefSeq and is a predicted model, not a curated record. Gene Ontology annotation, cellular component: membrane. Gene Ontology annotation, biological process: protein localization to membrane. The transcript has 18 exons.
CAGUGGUCAACUUCCGGAACGUCACUAAUGACACGUAUUCAAAAUGGCGGCCGAGGCUAUGGAGACGUGGUGCGCCCUGCUGCUUGUGGCGCUCUUUCCUGUGGGCCGGUCCUUCUAUGUCCCCGGGGUCGCUCCUCAGGACUUCCAUGAGGGCGCUCAAGUAGAAAUUAAGGCGGUCAAGCUGACCAGCUCCCGUACGCAGCUUCCAUAUGAAUACUAUUCCCUGCCUUUCUGUAAGCCCGGCUCUGUCUUAUAUAAGGCGGAAAACUUGGGGGAGGUUUUGCGUGGAGAUCGCAUUGUGAAUACGCUCUACAAUGUGAAGAUGAACGAGGAUAAGAAAUGCGAGCUGAUGUGCGUCAAGAAGAAGCUCAACGUGGAGGAGAGCAAACUGGUGGCUGAACGAAUCCAGGAGGAGUACUACGUUCACCUGAUUGCAGACAACCUUCCAGUUGCCACCAGGUUGGAGUUUUACCCCAACAGAGAAACGGGAGGGGAUGAAGAGCAGAAGAAGGUUGCAGAUAAAGAUGUUCAGUUUGAACAUGGCUACAGACUUGGCUUCGUCGACAACAACAAGUUUUAUCUGCACAACCACCUGUCCUUCAUCCUGUACUUCCACAGGGAGAAAGUAGAAGAGGGAGAGACUCACAACUACAGAGUGGUGCGUUUUGAGGUUGUACCUCAAAGUGUCAAAGUGGAAGCUCUGAAGGCCAUUGAAACAGAUAAAACCUGCACGCUGCCUGAAGCCAGUGGUUCUGCCGCCCAAGAGAUUGACCCAACCAAAGACAACGAGAUUCUUUUCACAUAUUCUGUCACCUGGAAGGAGAGUGAGGUGAAGUGGGCCUCUCGCUGGGACACAUACCUGACCAUGAGCGACGUCCAGAUUCACUGGUUCUCCAUCGUCAACUCUGUGGUGGUCGUCUUCUUCCUCUCUGGGAUUUUGAGUAUGAUCAUCAUCAGAACUUUGCGGAAGGACAUUGCCAAUUACAACAGAGAUGACGACAUUGAAGACACGAUGGAGGAGUCGGGAUGGAAGAACGUCCAUGGCGACGUCUUCAGACCGCCGCAGUAUCCCAUGAUCCUCAGCUCCCUGCUGGGCUCAGGGAUCCAGCUUUUCUGCAUGAUCCUCAUUGUCAUCUUUGUUGCCAUGCUGGGCAUGUUGUCUCCAUCGAGCAGAGGAGCCUUGAUGACUACUUCAUGUUUCCUCUUCAUGUUUAUGGGUGUGUUUGGGGGUUACUUUGCUGGCAGACUGUACCGCACACUGAAGGGCCAUCGGUGGAGGAAAGGAGCAUUUUGUACGGCCACUUUGUAUCCCGGAGCGGUGUUUGGAAUCUGCUUCGUUCUGAACUGUUUCAUUUGGGGGGAGCACUCCUCUGGAGCAGUUCCCUUCACCACCAUGCUGGCCCUGCUGUGCAUGUGGUUUGGCAUCUCCAUGCCUUUGGUCUACCUGGGUUACUACUUUGGCUUCCGUAAGCAGCCUUAUGAUAACCCGGUGCGCACCAACCAGAUUCCCCGCCAGGUUCCGGAGCAGCGCUGGUACAUGAACAAGUUUGUGGGAAUCCUCAUGGCUGGGAUCUUACCGUUUGGCGCCAUGUUCAUAGAACUCUUCUUCAUCUUCAGUGCCAUCUGGGAGAAUCAGUUUUACUACCUCUUUGGCUUUCUGUUCCUGGUUUUCAUCAUCCUGGUGGUGUCCUGCUCUCAGAUCAGCAUUGUGAUGGUCUAUUUCCAGCUGUGUGCAGAGGACUACCGGUGGUGGUGGAGAACGUUCCUGGUGUCAGGAGGCUCUGCUUUCUACGUCCUGAUUUACGCCGUCUUCUACUUUGCCAAUAAGCUGGACAUUGUGGAGUUCAUCCCCUCCCUGUUGUACUUUGGUUACACCACCCUCAUGGUGCUGUCCUUCUGGCUGCUAACGGGCACAAUCGGUUUCUACGCAGCCUACAUGUUCAUCAGGAAAAUCUACGCCGCGGUCAAGAUCGACUGAUUCCUCGGAGCCGCUGAUGUUCUCCUAGUUCUUUGUUUAUUUUUCAGAAUUUUUUUUAAUACGUUUGUUUUUUAAUUAUUAUUAUUAUUAUUAUUCUUUUUGUCCAACAAGCACUGACUUGUGUGCAGAAGUAACAGGGGUUUCUUGAUAUGAUGCAACAACCCCAUCUGCUGGCCACAUGGUGGAAUAACAGGCGAGACCCGGACAGCAGCGUCCUCUACUGGGAGUGUUGGUGUCUCCUGUCGCCUCACCCUGCACACACACACACACACACACACACCCCAGAGACACACACACACACAGCGGGCCAAAGCUUGUCAGAUAAAUUUCUGCAAAUUUUUUCCCCCAAUGUUUCCAACUUGAAGUUUUCAUUUCAUUUGGCCAUCAUCAUAUUUUUUGUUGUUGGGUUUUUUUUUCUUUUCUUCUCUUUUAAUUGUCUCCUUGGACGCCAUUUUCUUGUGUUUUCUUCACACUAAUCGCGUUUCGGUUCAGAGACUGUUUGGAUCAGGGUUUUGGUGUUUGACUUGAUGGGGAAUUAUGCUGGGCUCUUUUAAAUUGUAAUACAAGAAAAGGAUUAAAUGUUCCAUGACUUUUUUUCUUUUUUUUUUAAAAUGGGUUUGCCGUGUCCCCGUUGGAACCAAGUUGCUCGCAAUCCGUCUCGGCGUACCGCUUCGUUUAUUCUAAACGUUUCAGAACCGCUUCUGAUUGGACGUAAAUAUUUGGAGCGAACGGCGGUGUCUACGGCGACACAGGUGGAGCGGCCACGGGACGAACGGCACGAAGGAGGAGGCCGUUUGCGUUCGAAAGCAGAACGUACUGAUGUAUCUUCAACAGUGUAGCCUUAGCAGUCCCAGAGCCUGCAGAACUAUGCAGUAAUGGAAAGAGUGUUUAAAGCUAAUAUCAAAGGACCGUAUUUGUUUCAAAGGAAAAAAGAAAAUCACAGUAAUCCCUAAAGUUUACAUCUAAAGUUUGACUUUUGUUCACGACUUCUCCAUAAAGCUGCAGCAAAGUGCAAGAAAAUGGCUUUCAACAGAGUUUCAGCUGUCCAGUGUUCUUAACACACACAGUCAGCUGGUGUUACAGGUUUGCACAUCUUACACAUCAACUUACUUUCUCCCCUGAUACUUUAGCUUAAAAACUAACUUUAGGUUACAUUUCAGAAAAUGGUGACGUUAAGGGCUCCCCAAAGAUGAUCCAUUGUAGCAAAAACAUUGAGAUGUGUACAGUUUUGCUCAGUGGCUACAGGAGAAAGUUGAGUGAUUCCUUUAGAGUUGAAAAUCUAUUCCCUUCCUUCACAUCUGAUAUGUUGUUGGUGUGAAUAAUACAGAUGAAUCUAUAAUUAGCACUAAAGCUAUGAAUUUCUUGGCACCUGUGGUGAAUCGCCGCUCACAUAACGGCUGCAGCAGCUUUUAUGAAUUACUGGAUACGUUUUCAGAUUUCCUGAAAUCCCACAAAAUCCUUUUUUUCUGGGCUUAUCGGCACAGAAUCCAGCUAACGGACUGAAAGUUGCAGAAGAGGAAACUGUUUCCAAGCCCCUAAUCAAGUAAAAUGGAAGUAACAUUUAUUUCAUUUAUUUUGGGAUUUGAAUUAAAUAACAUAUUUCUGGGAGAGGUUUUUUUUUUUCUUCUUCUUCCUCUCCCUUUACAGUGUACUGGUACUUAAAUCUUCACUCAUUUAAACCAAGAAAGUGGAAAUGAGUCAUUUCCUGGUCCUCAUUAUAAUCCCCAACUGCUACAAAGGAGUUUCCAGAGGAGAGGCGAGACGAGCUGAGAUCAGUCUGGCUGGGUGGAUUCUUACAGAUUUAUGUCCAUUUGCUUAUGGAACCUUAUUAAACUUUCCGAAUCCUCUUUACUUCUGCCUGAUUUUAAGGUGGAGCCACUCCUCUCCUGCUGCUGAGGUGCACACGCCAGGAGAGAUUUUAAUUUUUUUUAUUUUUUUUAAACAGACUCGAGAGGCCUGGGUCCUGUGUGUGUGAACAUAUGCACAGAUCCGGGUUUCCAGUGUAAAUAAGAGCUUUGUAUUUGUUACGUUUGGCUGUUUGUGGCACUCUGUAAUGAUUCCUGUCAUUGUUUUAGCCAAAAGCAUGAUGCUCUUGAUGACUUUUUAGAGCAAUGUUUUUUUUUGUUUUGUUUUUUUGUCGUUUUUUUUAAACUUUCUGUUUGUUUCUUUUACAGAUUGUCUAUAUACAAAAUGUACAAUGACAAUAAAGUGAUGACAAGUUGAAUAUGAAA